UUGGGUGAGAUUCUUCUAAACGCGACCCGCAAGCCCCGCCCUCUGUGCAGAGCAGCUCCGCGCACGCCGCCCAGGUCUAGGUGAGGGGCGGUGAACCACAUUUCCCAGCGGGCCCUGCAGGUCUCCCGCGCCUGCGCACUGGCAGCCCAGGCAGGUAGGCAGAACUCCCGCGCUACCCAGCCGCCGGGGUUCGUCUCCCCGGGUCUCUGCCCCCCGCAUGGAGAGGGUCUCGGUGGCCGCCGGCAGCGCGGGCGUCGGCAAGGCCGAGGGCGCUGGAGCCAUGCCGCCCCCGCCUGCCGUCUCCCCGCCUGCUCUCACCCCGGCACCCGCAGCGGGUGAGGAGGGCCCGCCGCCCUUGCCCGAGGCGGGGGCUCCAGGCUGCUCGGGCUCCCGGCCCCCGGAGCUGGAGCCGGAGCGCAGCCUGGGCCGCCUGAGGGGCCGCUUCGAGGACGAGGACGACGAGUUGGAAGAAGAUGAGGAGCUGGAGGAAGAGGAGGAGGAGGAGGAGGAAGAGAUGAGCCACUUCUCGCUGAGGCUGGAGGGGGGUCGGCCGGACUCCGAGGACGAGGAGGAGCGCCUGAUUAACCUCUCUGAGCUGACACCAUACAUCUUGUGUUCCAUUUGCAAAGGUUACUUAAUAGACGCAACUACCAUUACAGAAUGUCUUCAUACGUUUUGUAAAAGCUGCAUUGUAAGACAUUUUUACUAUAGCAACAGAUGUCCAAAAUGCAACAUAGUAGUACAUCAGACACAACCUCUUUAUAACAUAAGGUUGGAUCGACAAUUACAAGACAUAGUGUACAAAUUAGUGAUCAAUCUAGAGGAAAGAGAAAAAAAGCAAAUGCAUGAUUUCUAUAAAGAAAGAGGUCUAGAAGUACCUAAACCUGCUGUUCCACAGCCAGUUCCCUCAAGCAAAGGAAGAUCUAAGAAAGUCUUAGAAUCAGUGUUUCGUAUUCCACCUGAACUUGAUAUGUCUUUAUUACUAGAGUUCAUUGGUGCUAAUGAAGGCACGGGACAUUUUAAGCCCUUGGAAAAGAAGUUUGUCCGAGUUUCGGGAGAAGCAACUAUUGGGCAUGUAGAAAAAUUCCUCAGAAGAAAAAUGGGCCUUGAUCCAGCUUGUCAGGUAGAUAUCAUCUGUGGUGAUCACUUGUUGGAGCAGUAUCAAACUCUAAGGGAAAUCCGUCGUGCAAUCGGUGAUGCAGCAAUGCAGGAUGGUCUGCUGGUCCUUCAUUACGGUCUUGUAGUUUCUCCCUUGAAAAUUACUUGAAGAUUCUAGCAGCAUUUGGAGGAGGGAAACAAAAUAAGGAGGCUUCUGCAGGAUUGCAUUUCACCAAAGAUUUCAUUCGGUCUUGUAGUUUCUCCCUUGAAAAUUACUUGAAGAUUCUAGCAGCAUUUGGAGGAGGGAAACAAAAUAAGGAGGCUUCUGCAGGAUUGCAUUUCACCAAAGAUUUCCACAAAACAUGUAAUUGCUACCACUUUGUGCUGUUUGAGGCAUAACUUACCUAUUUUCAGCACCAAGAUUCAUAGCAUUUAUAAGUACAAUUUGGAAUGAUGGAAUGCUUCUGUUUUACUAGAGACUAUAUAAAAAGCAUCAAUAGCUCAGGGGGAAAUUUUCAAAGCAUUAAAUUUUUAAAUUCCUUAUGAUUUCAAAUACUUUGACAUUGAUUUUGCUUCCUAACCUUUGAGGUAAAUCGGUUACUAUUUUCUUCUUUGUUGAGCCAUAUCCCUUUCAGGUUGGUGGUUAGGAUUCUGCUCUCUGGAAUCAUAUCAGUUGGGCAGUCAUCCUUUUGGAAAAGAAGUAUGCUUUUGAACUAAAGAUUCAAAGCCAGUCUUUGCUGAAUUACAGAGUGUACCUCUCAGACAAAGACCAAAACUAUUGACCACUUUUGUAUGUUGCCAUUGUACUUUGAACUUACAUCUUUCAUUUACCAGCAAUACUACAGAGAUGAUAUUUACUUCUAAAAGGGAUGAAUUCUCAUUUUGUGUGAAGAGCUGUCUCCUGCAGGGUUUAUGGCCUAUACCAUAAGCCUUCACUGUACUAAAGACUUCUUUAAAAUAUCUUACAACAAGGGGUGCCUCUUUGAAACAUUUUUAUUCUUUGAAUGUUAAUUUGAUUAACAUUAAUUUUAUUUGAACAUGUAGUUUGUCAAUACCUUGUAAUGCCACUGCUUCUGAAAGUAAUAAAGAAACUUGAGUACAUUUGCAAGUUUACAGAAUACUUAUUCAUUGAUUCCUCAGUAAGUCAACUUAAUGUCUGUUUUCCCAUUAUUUUGUCACUGGGAUAAAGAAUACGGGUGUUUGAGAGUUUACUCACGUGCAAAGAUUUCAGUUUUAAAUGUUAUUUUGCCUAAAAUUAGCAUUGUGAUGCUUUCUAAAAAGAUAUUUUAUAGACCCUAUUUCAGUAUAAAAUUUCCAACUCUGCAUAGAAACAGUUACAAAUGAAUAAGGUUUGGCAAUUGUUUUGUAAAGAAUUUGUGAAUUGUGUAUAAGUCUGUCUAACAUUUAAUAAAAAUUUUUAAUAAAAGUU
Nyctereutes procyonoides (raccoon dog) is the source of this 2527-nucleotide messenger RNA. RefSeq names its product polycomb group ring finger 6 (gene PCGF6). Bases 218 to 1267 code for a protein of 349 amino acids. The record is from RefSeq and is a predicted model, not a curated record. The transcript has 10 exons. NCBI's taxonomy places the organism in Eukaryota, Metazoa, Chordata, Mammalia, Carnivora, Canidae. Gene Ontology annotation, biological process: regulation of transcription by RNA polymerase II. Gene Ontology annotation, cellular component: PRC1 complex.